This is a messenger RNA of Ostreococcus tauri, 738 nucleotides long. RefSeq names its product Zinc finger, RING/FYVE/PHD-type. The transcript has a single exon. The record is from RefSeq and is a predicted model, not a curated record. The coding region runs from base 1 to 738 and encodes 245 amino acids. Lineage: Eukaryota; Viridiplantae; Chlorophyta; Mamiellophyceae; Mamiellales; Bathycoccaceae.
AUGGCGUCCGCGCGCGCGAUCUCGAGCGCGGACGCGGGUGAUUCUUCGUCGCGACGCGACGGGCGCGCGGCGGUGGGGACGAGCGAGACGACGUCGAUGACGACGCGGUUGAUUCGAGGGACGCUGAGCGCGGCGUGCGUGUGCUGCGGAACCGUCGGCGGCGCGGUGGUCGGAGCGAUCGCGGGCGCGGCGUCGUCCAGGGGCGUCGUGCGAGGGGCGGUGUGUGGGGCGUACGCGGGGGCGCUGACGCUGUUGGAGACGAUGGAUUUAGAGGGUGAUUACGAAGGGUCUUCUGAGGGGGAGGUUGGACGCGAGGCGAACGCCGAGACGGGCGGCGAGUGGUACGCCGUGCGCGAGGACGCGAGUGACGGGUCGAUGCGAAUAGUGGCGAUGCCGUUCACGCACGCGAUGAACUUUACGCAGGUUUUGAGGAUGUUGGCGAACGGUGAGGCGGAUCGCGGGGCGAGCGCGGUGAAGGUGGCUGAGCUCCCGAGUCGGACGUUUCGUCGAUCGGAAGGCGGCGUCGACGCGAUCGACGGGAUGUGCGCGGUGUGUCUCGACGUCUUCUUGGACGGUGAGAUGGUGAAGACGCUACCGUCGUGCGCGCACGAGUUUCACGAGGCGUGCAUCGAUCGAUGGCUGCUUCGUAGGGAUUGCUGUCCGAUUUGUCGCCGACGCGCGUCGAUCGACGUAGAUCGAGAGCAGAACGUCGACGGCGAUUCCGACUCGAGCGCGUGA